Messenger RNA from Pteropus alecto (black flying fox), 6136 nucleotides. RefSeq names its product DnaJ heat shock protein family (Hsp40) member C5 beta (gene DNAJC5B). The transcript has 7 exons. The record is from RefSeq and is a predicted model, not a curated record. Lineage: Eukaryota; Metazoa; Chordata; Mammalia; Chiroptera; Pteropodidae. Bases 4331 to 4930 code for a protein of 199 amino acids.
UUAUACUUACGUUGCAAUUUACACGAGCCACCUUUGAAGGACUCAAAUGCCAGAUGUGGAUUGUGACUACCAUGCUGGAAAACACAGGCCUUGGCUAUAUACAUAUAUACAUACCUACAUACAUACAUACAUACCUACCUACCUACCUACCUACAUAGAUAAGAUUUACACUUUAAAAUUUUACCACCAAAAAACCAUGAGUCAAACUUUAAAAAUGACUUUCAAGACUUAAACAGAUGCUUGGGUGCCCAUCUUUCAAUGGGUGGGAGUCCAGUCCCCAGGAAGGCACAUUCUCCAGUGCUCACUUCAGAUGUAGUCAAGGAAGAUAUUGAAGAGAGACUCCAAGUACAUUCUUUGUCCCUGAGUAGGGCUCCCUGACAAUACUUACACAGGAGGAUUUCAGAAUUCUAAGUGACUGCUCUGUGUCAUCAUACUUUCCCAAAUUUUAGUGGAGAGAUAAUAUUAAAACAUGAAGAGAAAAGACUGAAGCAGCUGAGGGAUGGGAGAAAUAUUGAGAACAAAGGGAAUGAGAAGUUAGGGAUAAGCAAUUCAAUUCUUUCUGGAAUUAUUUAAGGAAUGCAGUUGGGAAUUUAGGUACACUGGUUACUGGGCCGAUUCCCAGAACAUAACCCUUUGCAGAUACUGCUCUCACUGGGGCCAUGCUGCCAUGUGAGUUACAGUAAGACAAAGCACACCUGGUGUAGGUCAUCACUGGGACCUGCCAUAUCUGUCCUUCACACAUCAACCAGACUUAUCUUCAUAAAUGUAAAUCAGACUAUGCUACUCCCCACAGAAAUACCUCAAUGACGUCCCACUCCCUCUAAGUGGGAGUGGGAGUGUGACUCGUGUUUUCUUUUGCAGACUCAUUUCUUACCCCUCACUUCAUUAUGUUUUAUGCUUCAGAAACACCAAAGUAUUCUGAGUUUCUUGCUCAUACCAUGAUGCUUCUCUUGUUAUUCAGCUUUCCUGGAAUCUCCUCCUUCCUUUUUGCCUGGCCGACACCUAAUAAUUGUUUAAAACUUCAUUCAAGUGCUAUCUCUAAGAAGUGGGUGCUGACUGCCAGGAUGAUUAAGUGUUCUUAUUCAACUCACCCCAAGACCUUGCAUCUCUAUUGUUAAACUGAUCACUUCGCAUUAAAAUUAUUUAUUUAUGUGUAGCUCGUUCCUGGGACUUUGGUAGAUGCUCAAUCAAUGUUCCUCGAAUAAAUAUUUCUGGAGGGCAGAGCCAGUGACCACAGAGAAGAAGGUAAUCCUUUCCUGGAAGCCGGGUUAGCAGGGUUAGUCUGUUUCCUCCACUUGGACCUAGGUGGGCUCCGGGCCUGCUCGAAUGGAUAGAAUAUGGUGGAAAUGAUACCUUGUCAGUUUUGGGCCCAGGCCUUAAGAGACUGACAGCUUCUACUUUUGGUCAUGUGGAACACUCACUAUCGGAGGCCAGCCUUUGUGAAGAAGCAUAACUGCCCUGAGGGCACCAUGUUGUGAGAAGCUGAAGCUAUGUGAAUAGGAAGUAGAGGAUGAGACACCAUAUGGAGCAAGAGAGAGACCAAGGAGCACUGGGAGGCUGGACGUAUGAGUGAUACAUAUGAGGCACCUUCAGGUGGACACCCAGCCCCUGUGACCCCAGCUGACAAUAAAUGGAUCAGACACAAGUUGCCCAGCUGAGAUCAUCCUGAAUUUUCUAACCUCCAAAUUUUCAGCAAAUGAAAUAGUUGUUUGGGAUACUUUAUUUUGUGGUAGUUCGCUAUGCAGCAAUAAUAGCAGGAACAUAUACAGGUGCUGCCAUUACAGAAACCUAAAAUAUGUGGCAUUGAUUUUGAGAUUGGAAAGUGGGCAGAGACUGACUGAAAAGGCUUCAAAGGGAAUGUUAAUGGAGGCUGGAAGGACAGGAGGUUAUUACUCAGGCUUGGCAGGAGAGCAACUCACAUGGUGUAGUUCUAGAAGGUUUAGCACCUGUCACCUGACAUAUUUUGAAAAAUAUAAAAUGGACCCAAGAAACUAGUGGAUCUCAGUAAGUAGACUCUCAGACAGAAUGUUAAAAGUACCAACUAGUUCUUAUAUCUGCAUAUGAUAAAGAAUAGGUAAGGAGAAAUGAGCUAAAGAAGUUAUUCAAAAUUAGCAAAAUUUAGAGGAAAUAUACAGGACCCAGGACUUGCUGACUUCAAAAAUAAAACUUUUUCUCAUCAGUUUUCUAGCUAAGAAAACAUUUUUAAAAUAAGAAAUAGUCUAUAGGUAAAGCUCAUAAACCAGGACAGUAAAACAAAGAUUCAGGGUAAACAUGAAGUCAAAGCUGCAAGCACCAAUCCCUUUGAUAAAAUCUCAUAAGCAUUUAAGUUGAUGCCCCAUGGAUCCUAUCAGCUAGACAAAAGAUUUUAGGAGUGUGCCUUAUAGUCCUUCUCCAUUAAACAACAGAGAUUCUAAUAAUCUUAAAGAUGUUGUCUUAUUCUUAAGCAGAUUUGCAGAGGGCAAAUGGCAGAGAGGAACCUAGCUCAAAAAGAUUUGUAGGCAUGACUCUUAUCUAACAGAAUAAGUUAUACUUUGAUACACAGGAAUCCCAUGAUGUUUUUUAAAGGAAUUAUACCACCUUGGACUGAAAGGGUCGGAGUCAAUAUCAAGUUUAAAAGAAGGCUGUGGACCCCUAAACUAAUACAGGAAGGAUUUAGGCUGAGAAAAUUCUCAGCGGGAAACACAGGCUAUUUCUUAUGGAAAAUGAAGAAUGACUGGGUCAGAACCAAGGGCCCAAAGGUUAGAACCACGGGCCUGGAGAAUCAUACCAAGGGUGCAGGACCAGGGCAGCAUGUGUCUGGCUGGAUGUUAUAUCACUAUGGAACACUGACUGCUCUGUGCUCCCUGUUUUCCCCCUUUUUGAAAGGACUUGCUGCCAAAUGCCUGCCUUAGUAGUGAGUGUGUGUAUGUGUGUGUAUGUGUGUGUGUGCGUGUGCACACACACAUGAAGAUAACUAAUUUUUUCACAAGAGAACUUCAGAUUGAGAGGACACAUACCUGAGGAACCAAACCCAAGGAGGCUUAUCUGCACCUGGCCCUGAGAUCUGCAACCUUAAGCAUAAGCCUGAUAUAAUGGAGUGAUAAUUUGGGGGACUGUCAGAGGAGGUUAGCAUAUUUUGCAUGUAGAAAGAAUAUAAAUAGUUGUGACCACGGGGCAGACUGUUGCAGAUUGAAGAUGGCCACUAAUUCUUUGAAAUUCUUCCCAUUGAUAAAUGGGGACUUUGUGUCCUUCUCCUUGAAUCUGAUGGGAUUCUGCAACUCUUUCGAUCAACUGAAUAUGGCCAAAGUGAAGUCACAGCAGUUUCUGAAUCCAAGUUUUAGGAGACUGGCAACUUUCACUUCCUGUUUCUUGGAAGCCGGCCUCCACUUGAGAAGUAUGACUAUCCUGAUACCACCAUGCUGUGAGAAGCCCAACCACAUGGGGAGGCCCUGGAAAAUGAAACAUUAUGUGUGGGGAGAGAGAGGCCAAAGAGAACUGAUGUGCUACAUACGAGUGGACGAGUCAUCUUAGAAGUAGAUCAUUCACUCCAUGCCACCACAGCUGAGGCCUCAUGGACAAGAAACGAAAUCUUCCAGAAGUCAUGAUGUAUGAACAUCAUGAGCAAAAUAAACUGGUUGUUUUAAGCCACAAGUUUGGGGUAGUUAUAACACAGCCAUAGGUAACCAGUACAACUCCUACUUUGAAUUCACUAUUUAAUCAAAAGCACUUGCUCUUUUCAUUCAUAGAAACUGUUAGUUAUUCAAAAUUUGAGUCUGUCUGACCUUAUGAUUUCUGGCCAAUAGAUUUGACAGAAGUGGUAAUGUCUCAGUUUUGAGCCUGGACCUCAAGAGGCUUGUGUGCUUCUGCUCUUUUUCUUGGAAACUUUGGAGCCUGAAGAAAUGAGUCACCCCAGCUGACCUCCCUGGUUGACCCCCCAGCUGACCACAGACUUAUGAGCAAGACCAGCUGAGAUCAUCUGAGCCCAGCCCAGAUGAGAAGAACCCACCCAGUUGGACCCAGUCUAAAUUGCCAACUCAAAGAAUCAUGAACUAAAAAAUGGUUGUUGUUUUAAGUUGUAAGUUUUGAAGUGUUUUGUAAACAGCAAUAGCUAACUGGUACAACAGCCUUCUGUUUGAUUUAAAGCCAACCAAUAACAAAGGUUACCAAGCUGUAAGAGUGAUGAGCUGAGACUCUGCUUAGAAAGACCCCAACACAGAAGAUGAGGGAUAACCAAUUGGCUGAUAGAGUAACAAAUGAAAAGUAACUUGACUCCAUUGACCUGCUUAACUCCUCAUGGGAAUGAUGGAAAGGAGCAGCCAUUUGCUUUGAAAGAGUGGAACAGCCUAAGAAAAUGGCACGUAACAUACCUAACCAAAGACAGCGGACAAUGUCAACAUCUGGAGAAGCUCUAUAUGAAAUUCUUGGUCUGCAUAAGGGAGCAUCAAAUGAAGAAAUUAAGAAAACCUACAGAAAAUUGGCCCUGAAACAUCAUCCAGACAAGAAUCCAGAUGAUCCAGCUGCUGCUGAAAAGUUUAAAGAAAUCAACAAUGCCCACACAAUACUUACUGACCUGUCAAAGAGAAAUAUAUAUGACAAGUAUGGAUCGCUGGGACUUUAUGUGGCUGAACAAUUUGGAGAUGAAAAUGUUAAUACCUACUUUAUGCUGUCAAGCUGGUGGGCAAAGACCCUGUUUGUCAUCAUUGGCCUCUUGACUGGCUGCUAUUUUUGCUGCUGUCUGUGCUGCUGUUGCAACUGCUGCUGUGGACGCUGCCGGCCCAAAUCAUCCGUGCCAGAAGAGGACUUCUACAUGUCCCCAGAGGAUCUUGAGGAGCAGAUCAAGACUGACAUGGAAAAAGAUGUGGAAUUUCCCGUCGUUCUCCAGCCUACAAAUGCAAAUGAGAAAACACAGCUCAUCAGAGAAGGACCUCGAAGCUAUUGCACAGACUCUUAAUAUUGAGCCCAUUGGGGGUCCACAGUACCUCCUCUUGCUUCCGCUGUGUCUCCAGGUGGUCAUGAGGGGAGGGUGUGGAGCAUGAAAUGCUGUGAACUUUCCCACAUUUGUAUUUUAUUUUUAGGUUAGGAAAAGAUAAUUGCUACAUAACUUCCUUAGUAUGCAGACUUACUCUUUGAGUAGAAUUCCUAAUGAAACACAUUCCAUUUCAAUGAAUAAAGGCCUGAAGAGUUGUUUUAUGCUCCUUGCAUAAGGUAAGACAGUGGCACUAGACAGGCAUUUUGAGCCUGUCCUUUAUGUGAGCCAGACCUCAUUCUUUACAGGCUAAAAUAGCAUUCCAAAACAGAGGCCACUUUUCAUCUAUUUAGCUAAAUGUAAUAUUCAUGUCUGCCAUAAAUAUCUUCAGCAAAAUAUACUUGAGAAUUUAGGAGGAAUUUUUCAUAUGUGUGGAGAUUUUUCCCUGUCAAUAUUCAGUAUGGCUACAGAAACAUUUCAAGAGAUAGGAGGAAAUUAUUAUGCAAAAGAGAUGGGCCACAGUAUUUAAAAGUAUAUUUUUGAAAGAUUAAAAUUUGUCAUUUACUAAAUAUUGACAAGUAAAAACAGGGAGAAACAGGUAUUGUGUGUACUUUUUAAUUGGCAACAAACACAAAACUUUAACCCAGUUAAAUGUUGUAAAUGGUCCAAAAAACUAUUCUGAGCCCAAAACAUCCCCAAACAAUGUGUGCACCAUUUUUAAAUAAAAAUAAAUUGUGUAAAACUACCCUAGACUAGCCAGACUAAGGGAAAAAAGCAUAUGAGGUAAAGAGUAGAAUUCUAAAUUCUAUAGCCUAAAUUUAAAUUUAAAGGCAUAUCACUUAUGCCAUUUUUGGUGGGAUUAAUUACGUUGACUAGAAAAUGCUCAGCUCUGUAUUUAUGUUGAACAUUUAAGCUUAGAGAUCAUCUCUACAUUUACUCGUUUGAUCCCUAUAUUCAUUAUGUGAUGGAAACCAUAUGCUAUUUCUCAAAUAGCACAGCAGCAAAAAUAUUUGUUUUUCUAGGUCUUUUUAGAUCUUUAUGUACAUUGAACUUUUCAAGAUCCUGUUAUGUUUUUAUAUAAUAUUAUGAAAGGUCAUUUUUUUGUUUGUUUCCUAUUCCCCCUACCACCAAAUUACAGUUAAUUGAGGUUAAAUAUACAUUGUGAAAAUGGUGUGAUAGCUGACAAUUCUG